Molecule: messenger RNA, 1641 nt
Organism: Penicillium nucicola
Lineage: Eukaryota; Fungi; Ascomycota; Eurotiomycetes; Eurotiales; Aspergillaceae
Product: putative GABA permease (Uga4)
Exons: 6
Coding region: 1-1641 (546 amino acids)
Biological process (GO): transmembrane transport
Cellular component (GO): membrane
Molecular function (GO): transmembrane transporter activity
Source: RefSeq, a predicted model, not a curated record
AUGGGCCCCAAGCCAUCCGACCCUGAGUCGGUCGCGUCGACCGACGCGUCGAAAACGACACCCGCCGACGUGCAGUUGCUAUCCCGGAUGGGCUACAAGCAGGAACUACGCCGACAAUAUUCUACGGCCCAGGUUUUUGCGGUAGCGUUUAGUAUCAUGGGCUUGGUGCCUUCGAUCGCGUCGACGCUCUCCUUCUCUCUACCUGCAGGUCCAGUUGGCAUGGUUUGGGGAUGGUUCACGGCGAGUUCAUUCAUUUUUUUGGUUGGUCUGGCAAUGGCCGAUCUUGCCUCUGCGAUGCCUACCGCUGGUGGUCUGUAUUUUUGGACUCAUUAUUUUGCUAGCCCAAAAUGGAAGAAUCCGCUCAGCUUCCUUAUUGGGUACAGCAAUACAUUGGGCCUAAUUGGAGGCAUGUGCUCUGUGGAUUAUACACUGGCACUUAUGAUCCUCUCUUGUGUAUCAAUCGCACGAGAGGAUGGAUGGUCCGCCUCGCGCGGUGUCAUCUACGCAGUCUACGUCGGACUAAUUCUUUUACAUGGAAUCUGCGCCUCAUUGGGUGGCCGUAUCAUGCCAAAGAUCCAGACGUGCUGCAUUUACAUAAACGUCGCACUAGUAAUUGCGACAGUGAUAGCGCUUCCAGUUGGAAGGGUCACCCGUGACGGAUCUCUCAACUCUGGUCAAUUCAUAUACCGCCACAUUGACAACAAGACAACCUGGCCGACCGGGUGGGGAUUUAUGCUGGCAUGGUUAGCGCCAAUCUGGUCAAUUGCCUCAUUCGAUUCAUGCGUGCACAUGAGCGAGGAGGCUCUGCAUGCUGCAAAAGCCGUGCCUCUCGGCAUCAUCUGCUCUGCUGGCUCUGCGUUUGUACUCGGAUUCCUGGUUCUCUCGACUAUUGCAGCAAGUAUGAAUCCAGAUGUCAAUGCGACACUCAACACAGCUUUUGGUCAGCCAAUGGCUCAGAUUUAUUACGACUCGUUAGGCAGAAACGGCGCUGUGGUCUUCAUGGUUAUCCUGUGCUGCACACAGUUCCUCAUUGGGUUGAGUCUGCUUGUUGCAGCGUCCCGUCAGGCAUGGGCCUUUUCUCGUGACGGUGCGCUUCCUUUCUCUGGAUUUUUCCGUCAUAUCAGUACGCGGAGCAAGUAUCAGCCUGUUCGUGUCAUUCUCGGAAUAGUGCUCGCCUGUCUUGUGUUAGGCUUGCUAUGCUUGAUUAACUCGGCUGCCACCAAUGCGCUCUUCUCGCUUUUUAUCGCAAGUAAUUAUGUAUCGUGGGGCACCCCGAUUCUCUGUCGCCUCGUAUGGGGACAAGAUCGCUUCCGUCCCGGUGAGUUUUAUACUGGCCGCUUUAGCAAGCCGAUUGCUAGUGUGGCUGUUGUAUACCUGCUAUUUGGUGUUGUGCUAUCUAUGUUCCCAGUUGAGGGCCCCAAUCCAUCCGCGUCCAACAUGAAUUAUACCAUUGUCAUUAAUGGCUUUGUCUGGGUUGGCUGCAUGGCGUAUUACUUCCUCUUUGCUCGACAUUGGUAUGCCGGGCCGCAAAUGACUGUGGAGGAGAACGCGUCUGGUAGUUCAGCUAAUAUUGAUACUUUGCUGAUGCCUUCCAGCCUCGAUGGCAAUGGAUCUGUAAAUGGCAGUCGCAAGGAGAAUUAA